AACAGGGCGAAUAUAACAUUUGAUAGCGUAGUCUCUCUCUAAAAAACCAGAGGCUCUUCAAUUUCAACCACACACAUCACAUCUCUCUCCUCUUUGUGUGAAGAAUUUCAACAGCGGCGAACCUUUCGGCAGUUUAACGAUGACUCGCGGUAACCAGAGGGAACGUGAUCGCGAAAGAGCUCAGGCUCGAAACGGCGGCAAAGGCAAGGGCAAAGAUGAUGGCUUGACCCCUGAACAGCGUCGCGAAAGGGAUGCGAAAGCGCUUCAAGAGAAGGCUGCAAAGAAGGCUGCAGGGGCCGCAGGCAAUGCCGGAGGUAAAAGCAACAACAAGAAAUAACAGAUCUGAAAACAUAAUUGUUUUGAAAAUUCAUGUUUAGUUUGAUAAUGAUGAGGAUGGUAUUUGUGUUAUGGUUGUUGUUGUGACUGUAUGUUUUGUGGGUUUGUGUUCUUUGGAUCUGUUUUUGGAGCAAAGAAACAGUUAUAUUUUACUUUCUAAUUCUGUGUUGGCUAUUGACAUGUGAUUAAUAAAAUCUAGUUGUUCUGUUGUUCAUAAUA
Camellia sinensis is the source of this 555-nucleotide messenger RNA. NCBI's taxonomy places the organism in Eukaryota, Viridiplantae, Streptophyta, Magnoliopsida, Ericales, Theaceae. The record is from RefSeq and is a predicted model, not a curated record.